AUGUGGCACAACGUGGGGUUGACCCUGCUGGUGUUCGUGGCCACGCUGCUGAUCGUCCUGCUGCUGAUGGUGUGCGGUUGGUAUUUCGUAUGGCAUCUAUUUUUAUCUAAAUUCAAGUUUCUCCGGGAGCUGGUGGGAGACACAGGAUCUCAGGAAGGAGAUCAUGAGCAGCCUUCAGGGUCUGAAACAGAAGAGGACCCUUCAGCUUCGCCACACAGGAUCAGAUCUGCUCGCCAGCGAAGGGCACCUGCUGAUGAAGGCCGCUGACCAGACAUGCGCCUUACUAGAAUAUGGUCUGAGGGAGUUCUGAGCCUCUGUCCUUAGAGACCUGACUCUGAAAGUCACUAAGUGACUGAGGAACAUUUGCAAUUGGAUUUAUAUCCAGUCAUAAAAAAAAAAAAAGAUUUAUACGUAAGCCAUAUAGAAAUAAAGGGAAUUUAAACCAAAUUGGACCAUUACAGAUUUCAUCCUGGAUAUUUGGCUUCACUGGGCCUACUUACUCUUUGCCUCUUGGGCUUUUUUGUUUUGUUUUGUUUUGCACUGGUGUAAAUCUGUAAACAUUUCAGGCUUGAAGACACGUUAUUAGUCAUAAAAUGUACCCUUUUCUUGACGUUUUAACUUGUCAGGAAUUGGGACGUAUCUCAUUACUGUCAACCGGGUGAUAGAUAGUCUUGCCAUUGACCUAGCUUACGCAUAUGUGACUUUGCCCCUUGUUAGAGUGUCAUUACCUCAGCUGAUGUGUAUAUUGUUGGUAUCAAAUAUAUCCGGUUUAACUGGCAUUUAAAAAUGACUCAGCAUUGAAGUGAAAGGUUAUUGUAUAUGCAGAGAAACAUGGAAACAGCAGUGAGGCAUUUUGGGUAAUAGUGAUGUCAACAUUUGCUACCAGAGAAAUUAUCACAAUUCUAUAUUGUCUUGAAAAGAAACAACAAAAUGCUUUAUGGGACUUAAGAAAGGAAGAUAUCCAUAAGUUGAUGAAUCUGUGCUACGUUUUGUCCGUGAGGCACUUGCAAAACAGUUGUCUUUCUUCAAGGCAAGGGAUUGCAGUCAAGGGCAAGGAGAAAUUGCCAAAAUCCCCAGAGUUGACCUAACAAAAUUCAAAGCAAAGAGAGGCCUGUAUGACCACUUCAUGGAGAAGACUGCCAUUAAGCUAUCAUAUGUUUUAUCCGAAGCUGCCUCCUGGUGUUAGACAAAAGGCAGUGAGCGCUUGCUCCAUCAGGGAAUGCAGCAUUGCCGGUACUCUUGACACACGUGUGGGGAAGUGAAGAUUCCUAUGACUAAUUUCCAAAGUGAUUUGGAAGAGGGGGACUCAGAAUCUGAAGUUACAGUUAUAACUUAACCUGUUCAUUUCACACAUUUUUUACAUAGGCUCAAAGUUUAUGUGGCAAAAAUAUUUUAGAACAUGGAAUAAAUGCAAACUAAAACAUGUUUCUGGAUGCCAGGCGCAUGUCACAGCUUAAUGGGCAGUGUUUUUUCUUAGAAAUACUUAUGGUGCAUCUUAACAGUUGAUUGUCACUUAGACUAAGUAAAAGUGAUAAUUUGUAAAUUUACUUUUCAAGAUAGCAGUUAUUUAUUGGAGAACUUAAGUAUAAAUCUUACAGUGUUAACAUAGUUAUUUUCUAUGAAAUACUUUUGGGGUAAACCUAUUGGGGGUUUUAGAGUUAUAGUUAGGAAUCUAUCAACUGUCUUCUCCUUUAGGGAGAAUGAGAUCAGUCCCCCUUUAUAUGGGGACUUUAUGUUCUGGGCUUGUGUUGUGGAGAAAGUACUUCACGAACAGCAAUUCAGCCACAAGACCUCAAGAAUGCUAGGGCUUGAGAAAGCAGUCGUUGAAAAUACCUGCUUAACUAGGUAAAAUGCCUCUUGCCAGGAGUCCAUGUUUGUUUUAACUGAACUUUGGACUGUUUACUAGAGAAGAGAGAUAGAUUAAUGGACCGUCUAGUGCUGUCUGCACUAUACAGAGGUGAACUGCAAAGCCACGGUACUUUCCGGGUUCUUGUUCUUUGGGGCUGUUUAAUCUUGUUUGAUACCUCAUUCUUUCUACUGGCAGAUUUUGCCCCAAGCUGAGUUCCUAAAGAACCGUUUUUGACAUUGUAGCCCUUUGGGAACACUGGAAGGGAAAUUACAGGGGCCAGCCUCUACUUAAACAAAAAAUGCCCAACAGUUGAGAGUGGGGUGCCAUCGGUCUGGCUUCUUUAUGGGGCAUCGUGACCAGAGGCGAAAAGAGCAGUGAUGUCAUUUUUAGCUUUGUUUUGUAAUAUUUCUUAAAGCAACUAAAUAUCACUAAAUGGGUCAAGAUGCUCUGAGGCAUCUUGGUACUGGGAGGAUGUUUAUAUUAGAUUUUUUUUUCAUAAUCUAAUGUUUUGAGCUCCAAGUUUUCCUUUUUGCUAAUGUUUUUGCGGCAGAUAGCUAAGGUUUAGAUGCCAAUAGGAAACACUUUAAGCUGCAGGUGAGCUCCCCGUUGUAUUUAAUCAGUAUUAAAGAGUGAUGGCUGAUGUAACUGUCCCCUCCAACCUAUAACAAGGUCCAAACUAAUUCCCCAAAAGCUACAUAUGUGGCAUUUUUUAUUGGCACUUAUGUUUGCAGCAUAUUACAAAACAUUAAUAAAUACUGUACGUGGCCCAAGAAACAGUACCUUAUGAUGUAAUAGCUCAUACUUGCGUGCUUAACUGAAGACAUUUUGGAUGCCAGUAUGAAGAGUCUAAAGCAUAGUCCUUUGUGUAAAAUUGGUCUCAUGGAUCUCCUUUACCCCAUCAAGAGAGGGGAGAAAAACCAUUGUCCUGCAGGAGUCCUCAUGUGCUGUGGGUUUCUGUCCUGUUUCCUGUUUUGUUUUAGUACUUUCGUAGCUGUUACAACUGCCACACCUGCAUUCUCAGGCUCUCAGCACAAGGGGUGUGCUUAGCUUUAAUGUUUAAAAACAGCAGAGAAAUACUAGAGUCUUGCCUGCACCCUUCCAAAAAUGAUAUCAUCUCUUUGAGGCCUGGUUAGAGACUCAAGGACUCAGGUGGAUGGUUGCAGUCCUUCUCACCCAGCCCUUCCCAAAUCUUUGUUUUGUCUCUGAAGGUGUGUGUGUGUGUUUGUGUGUUUGCAGAUUGCCCAUGUGGUGGCAGGGCUCAGAUUUAAAUGCCAGAACACUAAAGAUUUGAAUAAGUUAGCUGAGGCAUUAAAUACACACCUGAAGAUAACCUUUGAACUGAAUGGAUUCUCACAGUGGAAGUAGAUAGUGGGUAGCCGUUUUAUGGACAUCUUGACCUCUUUGUUUAGAUUGGGUUGAAGAGCCAUUUCAAAAUGGUAUUUUGCUAAAAGUUUAGAAUAUGUAUGUAUGGACACCUGAAACCUGAUGGGAAGUCAUCCAUGUUUCCUGUCAAGAGAGGCAGUGCAUGAAGUUAUUGAGUCUGCAGUGCAAUCCUUUUUAAAGUCAGUUUUUCCCAGAAGGGGUCUGACUGUGAUUGGUAACCAGAGUAACCGCAGAUCUGGUGAACUAAGUGCAGUUAUAGAAUCUAGAAUUAAAGCACCUUGUAUUGUCUGCUGUCCAAGUGUCCUGGAGUUUGAAACUUGUAACAAGUUAGAGUUUGUCCUGUCUUGGUGGAAGCUGCAUCUCCAUUGGUUAGAGUACGUGCUGCCUGUUGAGGGCUGCCUCGCAUUCACCUCCAUGCCAGUUCUAUGCAUAAUCAUUCACCAAAUACCGUUGCCGUGGCUUCUUACAGGAGCCCUUCCGUCCUGUGCUGUGAUGCAUUGUCAUCUUGCUGCUUGACAAAAUACAUUGUAAGGAACUAGAGCCGUGUGUGAUAAAAGUACCUUUGUGUAACAAGAUGUAAAAUACAGACGGGGGAUAUGCAAAUAAAUUAUGUUCCUGUCGUAAUAUCUAAAGCUUUCAUGGUUUGUAUGUUUUAACUUUCACUUUAAACUGCACAGAAUAAAUGAAAAUGAAAACAAUCAA
Psammomys obesus (fat sand rat) is the source of this 3934-nucleotide messenger RNA. It is a transcript of the gene Smim13, whose product is annotated as small integral membrane protein 13. Bases 1 to 267 code for a protein of 88 amino acids. Lineage: Eukaryota; Metazoa; Chordata; Mammalia; Rodentia; Muridae. The record is from RefSeq and is a predicted model, not a curated record. The transcript has 2 exons.